AUGGUAAAGCGACCACUCCAACCUGAUCCCGCUUCAGGUGCAAAGCGACUAACACUGCGGCAGAGAAUCCCAAUCAGGGGUCCCUCCACCGUUAACGAGAAGACUGGCUCUUCUCCAGCUUCGCCAUUGCAUGCAAGCCUCUCAUUACAUCCAGUCUCGGCCAAGGAGGCCCUGAUCGUCAAAGUUACCCCUCCUCAUGCUCCGGUAGAAGACAUCGACCCGGAAAACCCCCCUCAUGUUGCGUGUGACAUCGUACUGGUCAUCGAUGUCUCGGGGAGCAUGGGCGCCCCGGCCGAUGUGCCCGGCGAAGUAGAGAGCACUGGCCUUUCGGUCCUUGACCUCACAAAGCAUGCAGCCAUGACCAUCAUUGAGACGCUCAACGAAGACGACCGCCUAGGAAUCGUGACAUUCGGCAGCAAAUCUAAUAUUGUGCUGACCCUUACUUCCAUGACCGAAAGCAAGAAGGAAUUCGCCCGUCAAAAGGUCAGGGAGAUCGAGUCCCGUGACGCUACAAACCUGUGGCAUGGUAUGCGUGACGGUCUCGAAGUUCUGAGACGGGGUAAGCCGUCGAGCCGAGUGCCGGCACUCAUGAUCUUGACCGACGGAAAGCCCAACCACAUGUGUCCCGAGCAGGGUUAUAUCCCUAAACUUCGUUCUUUGUAUUCCGAGUCUGGUUCUGAGAAAUCCAAGCCUGGUUCUGAGCAAUCCUUGCCUGGUUCUAUUCAUACAUUCGGAUUUGGCUACAACCUUGAAUCUGGUCUCCUCAAAGCCAUCGCUGAGUUUGGAGGCGGCAACUACGCCUUCAUUCCAGAUGCUGGCAUGAUCGGAACCGUCUUUGUUCACGCCGUCGCCAAUCUACAGUCGACUUUUGCAACGAAGGCUGUUCUCACUCUGUCUUACCAAGAGCCACUGUCACUUGAGGAGACCAGGGGUGACUAUAUCGGGAGACACGCUCCAAAGUCUGACGGCCCAGAGAGCACACUUAGGUUGGAAUUGGGUAACCUGCAAUAUGGCCAGACACGAGACAUCUACAUCUCGGCGAAAGGUAUAGGAGAAGACCCCUUUGAUGAAAAGGGAGUGACUAGUGUGACGGCCCAUCUGGAAUAUUUCCCAAGUGGAGGCAAGCCAAUGGGGUCCGCCGAUGCAACAUGCAGCAUGCUGGCAGACGCCGAGCUCUCACCGAACGAGAUCGCAUACCACGAGUCGAGGACGCUAAUAUCCAAGUUUCUCGCAUCCAUCUUCCCCGCCAAUGUCAAGGAAGUCUACCAAGCACUCAAGCACGAGCAACUCAAGGCCAAGGUGGCUGAGCUCCCCGAGCUGAUCAAGGAACUUCCAGCCCAGAAAUUCGACGACGAGCUGAACAAAUCUCUCGUCGAGGACCUAGCAGGAGAAGAGCCCAGAGGCCAAAUAUCCAUCGCUCUCCGCACCCCAGAGUAUUUCCGCAAAUGGGGCACACACUACCUCCCCUCCAUCCACAACGCCCACACCAGGCAGAUCUGCAACUCCUUCAAAGACUCUGGCCCCCAGCAGUACGGCAUCGAUAGCCCGCUCUUCAUCGCCUGCCGCAAGCUCCUCGAUAAUGCCUUUGAUCAACUCCCCGCCCCCGAGCCAUCAGCUCCGCACCUCCGCUAUGCGGCGACCUCAAGCCACCCGACCUCCAACCACCCCUUCUCGAACCAGCCCUUCUCCAUGUCCCGCUACCACAACCCGGCCGGCAGCUGCUUCGCCGGCUCCACUUCCGUGGAGCUCGCGUCCGGCCGCCGCGUGGCCAUCCGCAAGCUCCGGCGGGGCGUCAAGGUGCGCACCCCCGCCGGCGCGCGCAAGGUCGCCGUCGUGCUCAAGACCCCCGUGACCGAGGAGACCAUGUGCCAGGUCAAGGGCGGGAUCCUCGUGACGCCGUGGCACCCCAUCGCGGGGGACAGCGACGCCAAGGCCUGGGGCUUCCCGGCGUACGUGACGGAGCGCAACGUGCGGUACACGGGCUUCGUGUACUCGGUGAUGCUGCAGCGCGGCGACGGGAACCCGAGGAGCCACGCGCUGAGGGUCGGCGACGUGUGGGGGGUCACCCUGGGCCACGGGAUCGUCUCCGGCAACGACAGCCGGGCGCACGCCUUCUUCGGGGACUAUCGGCGGGUCGCCAAGGCGUUCCUGGGCAUGGGCAUCGACAAGGCCGGGGUUGUGGUCGGGGCCGGUGUCGAGAGGGACAGGAGGACGGGCGUGGUAUCGGGGUUUCGACAACCUCCCCCCUUGCUGGAUCAAGAAUGUGUCGUGUCAUAA
Clonostachys byssicola is the source of this 2277-nucleotide messenger RNA. The record is from the annotation of a GenBank genome assembly. NCBI's taxonomy places the organism in Eukaryota, Fungi, Ascomycota, Sordariomycetes, Hypocreales, Bionectriaceae.